Molecule: messenger RNA, 1150 nt
Organism: Haliotis rufescens (red abalone)
Lineage: Eukaryota; Metazoa; Mollusca; Gastropoda; Lepetellida; Haliotidae
Product: sulfotransferase 1C2-like
Exons: 7
Coding region: 187-1044 (285 amino acids)
Biological process (GO): sulfation
Cellular component (GO): cytoplasm
Molecular function (GO): sulfotransferase activity
Source: RefSeq, a predicted model, not a curated record
UUAAGUCAGUACAUCAUGUUUGUGAAGUGGACCAGGUGCACUGCAUUACACCAACUGCCUGUAAAGAGACUGACACAACCUUGGAGGGAACAAAACGAGCGAACACCGGUACGCCCCCAAAAGUGAAGUUGUAACGUAUUGCCACAUUGCCUGUGGUGUUAUCACAUACAUUGAUCUCAGUUGAGGAUGUCUGUAGUAAAAGUCCCGGAUGCUGGCGGAGAUGAGAUCAAGCUCCUGGAAGUGGACGGCCAUCUGUAUCCUCCCUCCUCCGUUGACGUCAUCAGGGGCAUCCGCGACCUCCCCAUCAGAGACGAUGACGUCUUCGUCUGCGCGUAUCCUAAAUGCGGCACUCAUUGGGUGUGGGAAAUGGCCCGUCUUCUUCUGUCGAGCGACACGGAGGCUGUUAUAGAGAAGGAUGAAUUGAUGUUAGAGUUCAUCGGAAAUGACGUCAUCGAAAAGUUCCCGUCCCCGCGAAUUUUAAAUACGCAUUGCCUUGUUGAGCAGCUACCACGUGGUGUGUUUGAGAAGAAGUGCAAAAUAAUAUACAUUCUUCGAAAUCCCAAGGACAUGGCAGUGUCGUACUACCACCACCACAAGAAACUUCGAGUUUAUGAAUAUAAUGGGAAAUGGGAAAAUUAUUUCCCUUUUCUUAUGGAUGGGAAAGUUGACUUCGGGUCGUUCUUCACCUACCUCAAGGACUGGGCUGCUAUUGGCACAACACAUCCCGAGUUGCCGACCUUGACCUUGGUGUAUGAAGAUCUGAAAGAGGAUCCUCUUCCUGGUAUUAGAAAGUUAGCUAAGUUUCUGAAUUGUGAGAAAUCAGAGGAGUACUACCUGAAAGUAAAAGAAUUGACGAGUUUCAAGAAAAUGAAGGCAGCGAAAGGCACCAUCAUACAAGCAACUGACGGUGCAUCAGUUAUGUACAGAAAAGGGGAAGUUGGCGACUGGAAGAAUCAUUUCACCGUGGCCCAGAACGAGAUAUUUGACAGAACAUACAAAGAGAAAAUGGCUGGUUGUGACAUCAAGUUCAGAUACACUGUGUAGUGCGCACUGAAGGAAAGAGAAACAAUAGCUAACAGAUGCACAAACUACACGAGAACAGGAAUUCCUACAGGUUAUCGAAUAAAACUGAAUUUAUUACGCCAGAGAA